Procambarus clarkii (red swamp crayfish) is the source of this 3946-nucleotide messenger RNA. RefSeq names its product protein mono-ADP-ribosyltransferase PARP11. Gene Ontology annotation, molecular function: NAD+-protein mono-ADP-ribosyltransferase activity; NAD+ poly-ADP-ribosyltransferase activity. The record is from RefSeq and is a predicted model, not a curated record. Lineage: Eukaryota; Metazoa; Arthropoda; Malacostraca; Decapoda; Cambaridae. Gene Ontology annotation, cellular component: nucleus.
ACAUUAGGUAAUAUCGUUAUUUGUGGACUGUAGCGAAUAGGAGCAUUAAUAUACAUGCAAAUAGGGAGAAUUAAUGGGGCGAUAGGCAACUGGAGGGUGAGGAGAGGCGUGUACGGUACGCGUCCAUGACUACCUAGUGUACCCCGAGGGUGUAUGUACACUUCACUACCUUCACACUCCACUAGUGUACCCCUGACCACUCAAUCACAGUCCAUUCACUCCUACAACAGAGUCUUGAAGGAAGAUGAAUAAUACCAAGAGAAGACAAAAGGACAAAAAUAUUAGAGAUUUGAACUUUGGCAUAGAUCAAAAUCACCAUGAUAAUUCAAGGGACAGUGGAAGAACCAGAGGUUUGCAUAAUAAUAAUAAACCAGCUAAGUCAUGCCAGCAACACAGUCAAGGUAGAGGGAAAAAGACUCCACAUCCACCAGGAAGGAAACAAGAUCAGAAGCCUCCAGGUCAACAAACCACCUGUUGGUCUUAUUAUCAUCAAGGAAAUGUAGAAAUCCCAGAGAUUUGUGUUUACUCUAUUGACAAACGCUGUAUGCAUGAAGAAAGUGGAUGCCUCAGACUUCAUGCCAAAUGUACGAGUCAGUGGCAGGUACUGCAUGAUUCCAGUUGGUAUAAUUUACGCAAUUUUCACUCAAAAGAAAUUGAGGAUGCCUUUGAGGAUGUGACAAAGGAUUCUGUAAGACUAUCCCUUCUGAACCCCAUAAUGUUGGGGAACAGUGGUACUGGAAUGUUAAAGAUUCUUGGAACUCAGCAGUGGGAAGCAGAUUUAGAAACUAUGAAGUUAAGAAGCGUGACAAAAGUUGGUUCUCCAGUAGUUAUGAUGGAUAUUCGUAGAUUGUCGACACAAUCAGCAGCCACGUCAAAGAGUGCAAAGGCAACUGUGUAUGAAUGGUUCUUUCAGGACGAAAACAACAAGUGGAUCAAAUAUGGUGAAGCUGACAGUUGUGGCCACACUCAUCUGAUUUCUAGUGUAAAGUCACAUGAGAUUGAGCUGUGCUUUGUUACAAAUCCCUCUUCCCCAAUGACUUUCAAUAACUCAAAAUUUCAAUAUCAGUUAGAUUUUAUUGGGAUGAAGCAGACAAAUUUGAGCACUGGUAAGGUAAGAUUAAUACGAAGAAGACCUGUAAAAAAGCAAAGCACAAAAAUUAAUCCAAAGAGCAAGAAGGACAAUUUGCCCUCUUCUUGGAGUGUCAUGAAGGAUACUGACACCAUGGUGCAGAUAACAUUGGACACAUCUAGCCAAGAAUAUCGUGAUGUUAUGACUCUGUUACUAGCUACCUUGCCUUCUGCUCGACCGACAGCAAUCAAGAGGAUUCAGAACCCCUUUUUGUGGCGACCUUUUCAAAAUAAGCAAGAUGAAUUGUCUCUUAAAUACGGUGAGAAAGGAAAAAUAAAUGUUCAAAAACUCUUCCACGGGACAAAAUCUGAAUAUGUAGAUAAUAUCAGCCGGGAAAAUUUUGAUUGGAGGCUGCAUGGCUCAAAUGUUGGACAGUUAUAUGGCAGAGGGACCUACUUCUCAAACAGUGCUGCGUUUUCUAUGAAAUAUUCUCAAUCCAACAUUUUUGGCCAUAAAGUUCUGCUGCUGGCUGAAGUAAUAGUUGGGAAAGUGACCAAAGGAAAUGCAUCCAUGACUCGUCCACCAAUAAAUCCUGCCACUAACGAAUUGUAUGAUACAACAGUAGACAGCACGAGUUCCCCAAAAAUAUUCGUUAAAUAUGAUAAACAGGAAUAUUACCCUCUGUAUAUCCUAGAACUAUAAUAACGAGAACUAAAAGAUAGGCAUAGGUUAUGCCCAGGGUGCAAGCAUAUGUUUUACUAAUACUCUAACCAUUAUGCUGCACACAUUAAUAAGUGGUGUUGAAAUGUAGAGUCUUGAUGGUUUUCCACAACCCUAGCUUAAAGGAAGAAAUAAGAAAAUCUGCAUUCAAAAUAUAAAUUAAUAAAAAAAAAAAAACUCAACAAAAUUUUAGUAUGACCCUAAAGUGAAUUUAUUUAAAUAGAGUAUAUAAAUUGUCCAAAUUACAUGUGUGUCAUUAUACAAGGUGUGCUAACAACACUGGAGAACAUAAUGCAGAGAGAAUAUGGUCACACAAUAUAAGAUACUUAGAGCUGUGGUAAGGUAAAUAAAAAAAAAGGAAUUUUAAAGAGAUGGGAGCAAGAACAAGACUCUUAUGCCCCAUAAGAGGACAUAACUUGAAAUGUAAAUAGAAUAUUGAAUGUAGUGAAAUGCCCCUUUCCUGGGGGAGCCUCUUGGUGGCUCCCUGACACUAACUCGCCGAGAUAACUUGCCAUACAUAGUCACAUCAGUCUUCAGAGUUUUGUUGACCUACCGAGAACCUGGAGCCAGAACCACACCCCUUCACAAAGGCAGAGGAUUGUUAUGAUCACCACCAGGAAAGUCACCAGAAAAGCAGGUAAAACAAUGAAGUAUCAUGAAAGUACAUGAAGUAUCAGAAUCUCAAGCCACACGAAGAGCCCAGCCCCAAAAGGGAAGAAAGACCGAAGUGAUCCCCCAGCAGUGCAGAGAAAGAACUACUGGGAGCCAUCAGAGUAGAACUGGAGGAAGAGGAACCAUCCCACCCUCAACCCUGAAGGACCUACCACAAAGAAUCAUCCCACAUCUUUAACACUGAGCACAGGGUGUGAACCCAACCAACAACCCUGGGAGGCAAAGCGAGUGUGGCACAAUACCUCAACCCAGACCCGAGGCAUCUGGGAACAACCCAAUUUUAAAGAGUUCUUGGGGCUAUCUGGUGGCCUUUUCUUGGUUCGUGAUCUACGAUCCCCCCUGCUCUUUGUGCUUCUUUAGAGGGGCAGCAAGGUUUUAGCCUGUGGUUCCCGGUAGGCUUAUAUAUGACUCGCAAGGGCCUUGCAUGGACUGAAUUGGGUGGAUCUUGCAUGGCAGUAAACACUAAGGAGCCACAGGAACCUUAAUUAAAUAUCCUGUUUAUUGUUUUCUAUAGCAAAAUUUAAAUAAUUACUAACAUUAAGUAAUUAAGAGUUUAUGUACAGUACUUUAUAAAACUUUACAAACUUUCAUUGAUAUUUGAUGAAUUAUUAUUACAAUAGUGAAUUGCAAAUCAUAGGUUUUGCUAUAAUUUUUUACAGAGUAUUAAUGAGAGUUUGUAAAGUUUACACAGAACAGUAAUCAGAAACAGUAAUUAGAAACAUUUGAUUUGAUUUGAUUUGAUAAUCUUAAUGAAUUAUUACUAAUGCAUACAAAACUACAAUUUAAAUUUAUUCUGUUAUUAUAAUCGAUAUUCAUUCCGUAAAGUGUAUGCACUAGUUUUAGGUUAUUUAAACUUUUAACUCAUAAUUAUUAUUGUUGCAUUUUCCUCUUGAUGUCUUAAUAUUAAGGCUUGCCAAAAAUGCUAACUGUAAUUUGGUUUAUAAUGGUUGCAAAAAUCACUAUUGCUCUCUUAAAAGCAAUGGAUUAUUCUUUUGUAUGUUUGUUUAAAUAAAAUUAAUACAGUAUUAUUGUAAGGAGACAUUCAGUCCAUUCUCUCAAUUCACCACAAUGUACAAAACCCAACAUCCCAACGAAACUAAAAAUGCACAAACCCACCUAACCUAACCAACUGAUUCACAGAAAAUAGGGUUUUGCGAGGUGCUACUUUUCAUAGCACGUUACAUGUAGAACAUUGGUUACUUAAUGUUGUAUUAGUUGAGAGAACGGGUUGGGACAGAGGUAAAGUCUAAGUACAGGCUUCCCGGUCUCCAACAAUGUGAAUUAUUUCUUUGUUGCACAUUGUUUUCAUUGUACAGUAUCUAUUUCCUGCAACUAUUUCGAUUACCUCAGGUGACCCAAUCAUUUUUCACAUACAGCACCUUUCCCAAUUUAGUUGACCCUUCAUUAGCGAGACCCAUUAUACUUUUGCCAACUCAUUUUAUGUAUUGCACAUUUUUACAAAUAAAGAUGUAUACUUUUAUCAAU